Molecule: messenger RNA, 2953 nt
Organism: Magallana angulata
Lineage: Eukaryota; Metazoa; Mollusca; Bivalvia; Ostreida; Ostreidae
Exons: 6
Coding region: 647-2725 (692 amino acids)
Source: RefSeq, a predicted model, not a curated record
UUAAGAAUUUGCACGGUUUUUAUGGGAAAAAAUAUCUUGCGAUUCCGAUAAGUUGUCCGCAUAUAAUAUAAAGAGGAGGUCAUAAUAACUUGUAAUACCAUGUUAGAAUCGGCACAUUCAUGCGCAUGCGUAGGAAAUGAUCCAUCAAAGUAACGUCGAUAUGCCAUUUUAUGGCCUUUUUGCUGGUCAAUCUGAUGUAAAUGAGUAAAAUUGAACACCUCCGACCUCGUCGCCCGGAACGAUUUUCCGUACAAGAAUAGUUAAUUGCAAGAUGUACUUAUCCUGAAAGUUUCGUCCCGGGCGACGUUGUCGGAGGGGUUCAAAUAUCAAUUUAAGUUUUAUAGAUCGUCGCCAAUCAAAAUGCAAUUUAGAGUAACCACUUCGCGUAUUUCGUCUAUAGAAGCGAAAAUGAGGUCAAAUUUCGGUCAAAAAUCACAAAUAUCCAUUUGUUUUUUUGUGUAAGAGCAUUUUUAUCUGUUAAUUAACACAAUAAUAAAAACACAAUCCGGAUAAAACCGAGUCAUUCAUACGGAGGGGAUGCCAUUUUGGUUGUUAUGGAUGCUGUAAACAAAGCGAUGUACAUCAGAUGGUUCCAGAGAUGAACUGUUCCACGAUUCGUGGAAAUUGCAGACAAUAAGCAGCUAGGAUGGAUGGGAAACAAUAUAGAUGCGUGCUUUGUAAUAGAAAGGCCCCUCCUGAUGAAAGACGCCCAGCUAGUACAUUUCUGGUAAUAUUACGCAAACAUUUUUCCUUAAAUGUUGAGGAAACAGAUGUUCUCUGUAACAAGUGUCGUCACAAGUGUCGGAAAGUCAAAGACUCAGUGACAAGGGAAUCUGUGUUGCCGAGAAUAGCUCCCCAAGAGGAAACAGAGGAUCCAACAUUUGCGUCACCCAAGCAGAAGCGUCCAAAACAUGCAUUCCCAAGUCCCCCAUCUGUACCCUUGCCUAUUCCAUCAUCAUCACAGAGCCAUGGUUACUGCUUUGUUUGCAAGAAACCAGGACCAAAGCUUGUGGCUGUUUCCCAUCAUGUUCGGCUGUUAGUGUUUAUUAGGAGAGAAAUCAUCAUUCCAUCUGGAGCAAGAUGCUGUGUGCGACAUCUAGAAAAUGGGAAAAUGGUUGAUGAUGCUAUGCAGCAGAUCAGGACCAAUGAAAGCACAACGCUCAACAAAACAUUCAUCCUCAGUCUCAUAAAGGACUUGCGAGAGAAGGCAUUCCAACAGUCAAGGCUUGACUUUGAUGAUGAAAGCUGUAUGGAUGACGAUGAGUAUAGAGUACUGACUGGAUUUUCUCGACGGGAAUUUCACGACAUUGUAUCGUCAGUUACCAGCAUCAACUCAACUAGAAAUCGGAGCAAGAGGACAUGUAUUGCCAUCCUCCUGAUGAAACUUAGAUCAGCUCUUUCUAACAAACUGCUUGCUGUUUUGUUUCAUAUGACUAAAUUUCAAGUUCGCCGAGCUAUAGUUUCUGCACGAACUUCACUUAUGAGAGACUUUGUGCCACACAAUCUUGGAUUUAACCACAUAACACGCGAGGAGGUGAUCCAGAACCACACCCGACAACUGGCCAGAAAUCUCAUGACUGAAGAUGUUACAUCGAAUCCAGCAAUUUUGGUUCUCGAUGGAACAUAUAUCUAUAUACAGAAAAGUUCAAAUUUUGCUUUUGCUCGUAGAUCAUAUAGCAUGCACAAACACAGGCCUCUUGUGAAACCCAUGAUGGUGGUGACAACGACUGGGUACAUUGUGUCAGUUCUUGGCCCCUAUCUAGCAGACAGUAAGAACAAUGACGCCAGCAUACUGAGGCACAUGAUUUACCAUAAUGCUGAGGAACUCAGGAACUGGCUUCAAGAGGAGGAUGUGUUUGUAGUGGACCGUGGCUUCAGAGAUGCCCAAGAUGUUCUGGAAGAUGUUGGGAUAAAGUUAGAGAUGCCAGCAUUUAUGAAACGGGGAGAGAAGCAGCUCUCAACUAUUGAUUCUAACUUAUCAAGAGUAGUGACAAAGGUGCGAUGGGUAGUUGAAGCAUGUAAUGGACGCCUGAAACAGUGUCAGUAUUUGUCCAAGACCUUGCCAAAUUCCCAGAUCCCAUUCAUUGGUGACUAUGUUAGAAUUGUUGCAGCACUCUGUAACAAGUAUAGGCCUCCAAUUAGUAGAUCAUCAGAAGAAGAUGAACAAGUUGCUGCCAAAAUGCUCCAUCUUUCACAGAGAGCAAAUACACUACAGGAACGUGUUGAAGGUGAGGGACUGGAUAGAAGAGGAAUGCGCUGGUCAAAAGUGGAUGUGGAGAAUGUAGCUCCAGAUUUUCCAUGCUAUGAUGAAAGUGAACUGCGCCAACUUACGCUCGGGGUGUAUCAGCUGCGCAUGGCCCUCUCCUAUGCUCAGGAACACACUGACGCAGACGGUGGAUUUGAAAUCCUCAUCAAUGACGAGAUUCCUGGAUUGUUGUGUGCCAAAAUUCAAAGCAGACAUAUAUCCGCAAAACAGUACAGAUGCUGGGUCAGUUUUGGUGACGGAGUGGUCGAUGGAUGGUUUUGCAAAUGUAAAGCUGGCACCAGAGUUGUUGGGAUGUGCGGCCAUGUUACCAGUGUUAUCUGGUAUCUCUAUUUUGGACGAUAUCAGAAUUCACUAAAGGGGGUUCGAAACUGGACUGCAUCACUGGAAGACGCCUCUGACAUCCCUGCCAUCAUUGAUGAAUCGGACAGUGAUGAAGAUGAAGGUUGUGUUGAAGAGUGAGAGAAGAAAGAGGAAAGUAAGAAAGAAGUUGUUUUGUGUAUGAGAGAGAGAGAGAGAGAGAGAGAGAGAGAGAUAAUACAUGUUUGGAAUUGGUGUGCCUCAGUGAUUUGAACUUUUGUUACCAGGGUAGUUGUCAUUAUUUGUGUAUUUAAGUGUUACAUGUAUAAUGUAUUUGUUAUUUAAUUUCCUUGUUCGAUAAACUUGUUUUCUUCAUUUUAGUGUCUUUCU